Molecule: messenger RNA, 480 nt
Organism: Oppiella nova
Lineage: Eukaryota; Metazoa; Arthropoda; Arachnida; Sarcoptiformes; Oppiidae
Source: the annotation of a GenBank genome assembly
GUGGCCUCCCUCUUCCAUCACGACGCCAUACCGUUCGCCCACUACGACGACCCCAACUUCCUGCCCGACUUCGGUCUACCCCCGCGACUGCCCGAUUGGGCCGAACACCUGCGCCCCGAAAUGGAGUCCGUGUGCGCCGACUCCGUGGCCUGUCAGUACGACUACGUGAUUACCCUCAACAAGGACUACGCCAAAGUGACCAAGCAACACGAGGCCUACGCACUCUACCUGGCCAAUGAGGCUAAUAGGAAAUAUACCCGAUGCCCGGCCCUACCGAAGCCCCUCAAUGGUCGCAAGUCUGAGAACAGGUAUUGGCCAGGUACUAUUGUCAGGUUCUCGUGCGAUGAUGGAUACCAAUUGGUCGGUAACGAAACGCGCCUUUGCCGAGAGGACGGCCUGUGGUCUUCAGGUGUGGACCCCAAGUGUAUCGGUGACCGAGAGUCAAGAAACGCCAUGUCAAACUCGAAAACCUAUGUUUAA